Messenger RNA from Closterium sp. Naga37s-1, 1296 nucleotides. The record is from the annotation of a GenBank genome assembly. Lineage: Eukaryota; Viridiplantae; Streptophyta; Zygnematophyceae; Desmidiales; Closteriaceae.
AUGGCUUCUACCAACUCCAAUGCUGGUGGUGUUGAAGGCACCAACUCCCAUGCUGAACUGGAAGCUUGUGUGCAGAAGAUUGACCUGAACAACAUGGACGAGGAAAUGGCUGAAAAGGAACCUGCUGAAAACUCCCCUGCCAAGAACCUUCCAGCUGCUGAAGAUUCCAAGGAGCAGGAAGAGGAGUCCCAGGAGGAUGACAUUGAGUUGGAAGGGGAAGAGGACAUCCUGCAUGCUGAAAUUGCUAAGCUGCAGGAUCAUGCUGCUGAGCAGGAUACGCGCAUCCAGCAGCAGCAGUCACUCAUUACCAACCUCAACAAGGAGCUCUCUGACCAGGACAACAAAAUCAACGGUCGCACCAACCCUUCUCGCUCUGGUGGUGUAGUGGGUGACCCUGGUCCUUCUACGCAGCGUGCUGCUGAGCCGAGCACGCAGGCUUUUGGCUCUCUGCCAAUCACCCUACCGCCAUUCAUCCAUGGCAAGACGGACGUGGCUGCGUGGUUGUCGAUGAUGACCGACCUGUUCAAGGCGCACAAGGUCCAAGACGACGCUCGCGUCGUCGCUGCCACCACCGUGCUGGACCAGAAUGCACAGCGAGUGGUGUAUGGCAGCAAGAUCCAGGCUGAGGCGGAUAGGAAGCCGUUUGGGUGGGAGGAAUUCGCCUCUGCACUCAAGCAAGCUUUCCAGGUCCAGCCGACCCAGCUGGAGGUGCGCAGUCGCCUUGAGAAGCUGCAGUGCGGGAACCGCACAGUGCAGCAGUACGCCGUGGAGUUCGAGGAGAUUUGGGUGCUCCAGAAACCGGCGGAACGUAUGAGCGAAGGCGAAAAGAUCCAUCUGUUCUUCAGGGGGCUGCCUGAGCACCUCAAGAACAUGCAUAUGACGGAUGGGGCUGGGGAGGCAUGGAGGUCCUAUGAUCACGUGAAGCGCGUGGUGGGGACCACUGAUAAGCACUUCCGUGCUUAUGCCAAAACCACUACCCAGCCGCAGCAGGCCUCAAGGCCAUCUUAUAGCACUGCGGGCCCAAGUGGAAGGCAGCAGGGAACGCCUUGGAAGGGCGGGAACCACAAGAGGUCCUUCCAGCAGGGACAGCAGGCUGACCACAAGGCCAAGAAGGUCAACGAGGGUGGACCAAGAAAUGUCCAGAGCUGCUUCAAGUGCGGCAAGCCGGGACACAAGGGCUACGAGUGCCGCCACCGCAAGUCGGUGAAGUACUCUGGCAAGGCUAAGAUGGACAACAGGCGCAAUGACGGCAGUGGUCCCUCGGGCAGCCAGCGGGAUUUUGCAAAGCCCAACUAG